Molecule: messenger RNA, 336 nt
Organism: Diatraea saccharalis (sugarcane borer)
Lineage: Eukaryota; Metazoa; Arthropoda; Insecta; Lepidoptera; Crambidae
Source: the annotation of a GenBank genome assembly
AUGUUCAAUCUGUACGCACAGUAUUCGCACUUCAAAAUCUACUCAGAAGCGGAAUACUACAAAUUAGAAAUUGAUGGAUAUGAGGGCAACGCUGGCGAUUCCCUAAAUGAUCCCUGGUACGGCUCCAACAACAGCCCGUUCUCUACAUACAAUCGGAAUCGUAUGGUUCCGUUGGAGGGGCUGGGAUUAUACCCUGAAGCGAGCUUCGAUGAUGAUCAAGCCGAAGGGACUGCAGCCCAACACGUGAGCCGAUAUCUGGCCAUCCUACCACAGACCACCUACCAGCCUCUGUUCGCUCAUCACUUGGAUUCUAUUAUAAUCUUUACCAUCACUUGA